CAAUCAAAGUAAAACCAAAAAACCAACAUUUACAAACCGCCAUGGAUGCUCCCUACAAUGUUCUCAGCCUCAUCAUUGCAUGGGCUCUUCUCAUGCUCUCUACUACUUCUACCACCCGUAGUUGCCGCGGAGCGUGGUUCGGAUCACUCGCGGUCGACGACAGCUUCGUCUCGUGGGACGACUUGACGGUGAGCUCGAACAAGAGGAACGGGCUGCAGGCGGGUGAGGGGGGCGGCGGCCGGGUCAUCGUGGUCUCGCGCGACGGGUCGGGGGAUUCGAGGACGGUGCAAGAAGCCGUGGACAUGGUCCCGGACGGUAACAAUGAGAGGGUUAAGAUCCUUGUUUCCCCCGGAGUGUACCGAGAGAAGGUGACCAUCCCUAUAACAAAGCCGUACAUCUCGCUGAUCGGCGAGGCGGGGAGCGCGAGGACGACGGUGAUCUCAUGGCAUUCGAGGGCUUCCGAUCGCGACACGGACGGUCAAGCCGUCGGAACCUUCUACUCGGCCUCUUUUGCAGUGGAAUCCGAUUACUUCUGCGCGAACGGAAUCACUUUCGAGAACACAGCUCCAGGGGCUUCACCAGGAGCAGUAGGAGAACAAGCAGUGGCACUUAGGCUCUCAGGGGACAAGGCCAUGUUGUAUCAGUGUAACAUAUUGGGGUCCCAGGACACACUCUUUGAUCACAGUGGGAGGCAUUACUUCUUUGAUUGCUACAUCCAAGGGUCCAUUGAUUUCAUUUUCGGAGACGCGAGAUCCCUAUAUCAGAAUUGCAGGCUCCACGCCGUCGCGAGCACCUACGGGGCGAUCGCGGCGUCGCAGAGGGAUUCGCCGUCGGACGACUCGGGAUUUUCUUUUCUUAGUUGCCGAAUAACGGGCUCCGGCAUGAACUACCUGGGGAGGGCCUGGGGAAGGUAUGCAAGGGUGGUUUAUUCUUAUUGUGAGAUGGAUGGUAUCAUCAUUCCUGAAGGGUGGAGUGACUGGGGAGACCCAUCAAGGGCAAGGACGGCGUGGUUCGGAGAGUACAACUGCAGAGGAAAAGGCGCCGACUCGAGAAGAAGAGUGCCGUGGGCAAGAUCACUCAGCUACGACGAAGCGCGACCUUUCCUCGAUCGGAAUUUCAUCGACGGCGAACAAUGGCUGAACCUGUAGCUUUUUUUGUUCUUUCCUUUUGUCUUUGCUGAUGCACAAAAGAGGAACAUUACAUAAUUGUAACAUAGCCUUUCAAUACUUACCGCGAUUUAACUAAUCGUCAUCGUCGUCAU
Molecule: messenger RNA, 1261 nt
Organism: Ananas comosus (pineapple)
Lineage: Eukaryota; Viridiplantae; Streptophyta; Magnoliopsida; Poales; Bromeliaceae
Product: pectinesterase QRT1
Exons: 5
Coding region: 42-1148 (368 amino acids)
Biological process (GO): cell wall modification
Molecular function (GO): pectinesterase activity
Source: RefSeq, a predicted model, not a curated record